Dermacentor albipictus is the source of this 10266-nucleotide messenger RNA. It is a transcript of the gene Pld, whose product is annotated as Phospholipase D. The record is from RefSeq and is a predicted model, not a curated record. Lineage: Eukaryota; Metazoa; Arthropoda; Arachnida; Ixodida; Ixodidae. Gene Ontology annotation, molecular function: D-type glycerophospholipase activity; phosphatidylinositol binding. Gene Ontology annotation, biological process: intracellular signal transduction; regulation of vesicle-mediated transport; phosphatidic acid biosynthetic process. Gene Ontology annotation, cellular component: intracellular membrane-bounded organelle.
GUUCCGCGUCGUUCGGACCCGCGGUGUGUAGUUUUGUUUAUGGGCGUGUAUGCGUGCCAGCGUGCGCAAGUCGUGUGUAUCCAACGGGCUCGGUGUUGACGCCAGCGCUAGCUAGCUAGCGCGCUCCGCAUCGAAACAGCAAGUGCCUGCGAGGGUGUGUCAGAGAGCGAAAGAUUCUUGGCCGAUUCAACGCUCGGCCUUGACUAACCGUCCGGAAUCCGGCGUCGCAUGGCCGCUGCGGAUCUCCCGACGGCUCGGAAACGCAUGGAGGAAGUUUCGACGAGGUGACACGGCUUUGAUCCAGUCGUUGGUCGGGAGCGUCCUCGGCAAGCAGCGCCGGGGAGGGAGUAAGAGGAAGAAGAAAAAGAUGGCCGAGGCGACGUCACAGGACGCCCUCGCCUCCGGAGGAGAGGAGGAAGAAGAGGAGGACCCGGACUUCGAGGAGCUGCGCCCACCCGAGGUGGACCCGCUGGCCGAUCUGCUCGACCAAGGCGGAGGAGAGGACUGCACCGUUGAGCAGGACGGGGGAGACUCGAUGGACGUGUUGCCGCGCGGAGGGACGUGCUUCUCGUUCUCUCGCGUGCACGAGCCCAGCUGCAGCCUGCUGACGCCCAACCGGCUGCUCACGCUGCCCGACUGCCCGCUCGAGGUGAAGAUCGUCUCCGUCGAGCGGGACCACAGCAGCACGCACAUCCUCUACCCCAACCUGUACGUGAUCGAGCUGCGUCACGGGGACUUCCAGUGGUCGAUCCGGCGCCGGUACAAGCACUUCCAGCAGUUGCACCAGCAGCUGCAGAUGUACCGCGCCGCCAUGUCCAUCCCGCUGCCGACCAAGAAGCACCGCGAGCGGCGGCGCAGCUACCGCGAGGACAACAACGCGCGCAGGCCGCUGCCUCGCUUUCCCAAGAAACCCGAGAGCCUGCUGUCGCAGGAAGAGGUCCAGCAGAGGGCGGAGCAGCUAGAAGCCUACCUGAGCAACCUGGUCAUGGUUCCGGCCUACCGGAUGAACCCGCACACGAUGCAGUUCCUCGAGGUCAGCCACCUUUCGUUCGUGGGCGGCCUCGGGCCCAAGGGCCGCGAGGGACUCGUGUACAAGCGGUCCGGCGGCCACCACAGUGCCAGGGGCUGCGUCCGGCUCCACUUCCUCUUCUACCAGUGCUGCAGCAGGUGGCGCAAGAGGUGGCUGAUUGCGAAGGACACCUGCGUGUUGUACGUCCGCCCCCGCGACGGCGUCAUCAAGUCGGUGCUCCUCAUGGACCAGGGCUUCCAGGUCCAGUCCGGCUUCAUGGCCACGGGGGUCAACCACGGCCUGCUCGUCACGAACCUCACCAGGAACCUGCUGGUGAAGUGCUGGACGAAGCGUAAGGAGCGGGAGUGGAAGGACCACCUGCAGGAGCUGGCCAAGACGUCGGGCCGGGACUUCACGACCCCGAACCGAUACGACGCCUUCGCCCCGGUCCGGUCCGCGAGUCGCUGCCGAUGGUACAUCGAUGGGUCCAAGUACUGCGAAGCGGUGGCCAACGCCAUCGACCUGGCCCGGGAAGAGAUCUUCAUAGCCGACUGGUGGCUCACCCCCGAAAUCUACCUCAAGCGCCCGGUGGUGCCCAACAACCGCUGGCGACUGGACCAGCUACUUCAGAAGAAAGCGGAGGAAGGCGUGAAGGUGUUCGUGCUCCUCUACAAGGAAGUGGAAAUGGCGCUCAGCAUCAACAGCCUUUACAGCAAGCAGAAGCUGGCGGCCAUGCAUCCCAACAUCAAGAUCCUGAGGCAUCCCGACCACAUGACCGGUGGCAUCCUCCUCUGGGCGCACCACGAGAAACUGGUGGUCAUCGACCAGAAGUUCGCCUUUCUUGGGGGGCUGGACCUGUGCUAUGGACGCUGGGACGACUUCAACCACAGGCUCACAGAUGUCGGCGGAAUUCAAAUGCAGAGGCAGAUCUCCAAGUCGGAGCAGCCUGAAGUGAACACAUCUAUGAGCGAGGUGGCGAACAGACUUCUCGCGUCCCACCGGCUACGCAAGCAGAGGGAAUCCGCCGGCGAUGCUGGGCUCUCCGAGGGGUACGGCACGACUGACACCGUGGACGGCGGCGGCGGCGACGCAUCGCCCCCGUGCGCCGUCACCGACUCGGACGCCAGGAACCGCGGCGGGCGCUCCCUGGCGGUCGGCAGGCUCUCCAUCGGACCCGCCGCCAUGUCCAACGGCGGCGCCGUCUACGUCGACCAGGAGGAAGGCAAGGUCGUCGUCGGCGACGACGGUUCGUCCAGGAUCGCGUCGAACUUGAUGCGCGCCCGACGCGUCUUCCGAGCCGUCACGGCAUGCCAGAAGCUAAAGAAGCAGCAGCAGCAAGAUGAGGUUCCUCUGGUUGACGCCAGUGCCAUAACCAGCCGGCUAAAGAAGCGUCGCAGUGGUCCCGUGCUCAUGGGCAUGCAAGCCUUCCAUCGGCACACCCGAAAGGGCUCCCUGGACUCUCUCGAUGACCUAUCCGACGUGCCCCGCUCCGAACUUCGGGCCAGCUCACUGGAAGACGACAUGGGCCUCCAAGGAUCGGCCAAGUACUGGCUCGGCAAGGACUACACAAACUUCAUCUUCAAGGACCUCACCGAAGUGGACAACCCUUUUGUCGACAUCGUGGACCGCAACGUGACCCCCCGGAUGCCGUGGCACGACAUCGGGGCGGCCGUCAGCGGCGCCGCGGCGCGGGACAUCGCGCGCCACUUCGUGCAGCGCUGGAACUUCACCAAGUUCGAGAAGGCCAAGCAACACGAGAACUACCCUUGGCUGCUUCCCAAGUCCUACAAGGACGUGGAGCUGGAGUCGACGUUACCGGAGUCUGCCGUCGGCACCCUCUUCACCGCAGACUGCCAGAUAUUGCGCAGCGCGAGCAACUGGUCUACGGGUAUCAAGGCGGUCGAGUCCUCCAUCCACUCCGCUUACAUCGACAACAUCGUCAACGCCAAGCACUACAUCUACAUCGAGAACCAGUUUUUCAUCACACUGGAGCAAGGGAAUCCGACUGUCGAGAACCAGAUCGGCGAGGCCCUGUUUCAGAGAAUCCUCAAGGCACACAGGAACAAGCAGAACUUCCGGGUGUACGUGGUGAUGCCCUUACUUCCGGCCUUCGAAGGCGAAGUGGGCACUGACACCGGCACGGCCAUCCAGGCCAUCACCCACUGGAACUACGCUUCCAUGUGUCGUGGGGACUCUUCGAUACUCGAGCGCCUCAAGGCGGCCGACGUUCCUGACCCUACCAAAUACAUCGACUUCUUUGGACUCAGGAAACACGACGAACUGCACGGAAAGCUGACCCAGGAGCUGGUGUACGUGCACAGCAAGAUGAUGAUCGUGGACGACGAGGUGACCAUCAUCGGCUCGGCGAACAUCAACGACCGCAGCCUCCUGGGCAGGCGCGACAGCGAGCUGGCCGUGGUGGUGCACGACACGGACCGCGAGAAGAGCGUCAUGGACGGCUGCCCCUACUCGGCGGGGCGGUUCGCCGGGGCGCUGCGCCGCACGCUGUUCCGCGAGCACCUGGGCCUCCUGGAGGGCGACGGCGGCGCCAACGGCAUCGACAUCAGGGACCCUGUGGCCUCGUCGUUCUACGACGGCGUCUGGAGGACCACGGCGCGCCGCAACGCGCAGAUCUUCGAGAAGGUAUUCCGCUGCAUCCCAUCGGAUAGCGUGCGUACAUUCGCGGGCCUGCGGGAGUUCACGGCCAUUCCCGGUCUCGCCGAGACUGACCCGGACCAGGCCCGCGCUGAACUGUGCGAGGUCAGAGGUCACCUGGUUGACAUGCCCAUGGAUUUUCUUGCCGAGGAGAGUCUUACACCGGCAUCCGGCACCAAGGAGGCUCUCAUGCCUGUUGCUCUCUGGACCUAAAGGGUGCAAUUUGAUGUCCUGCACAAUCGGCCCUUGAGUCCCAAUGUCUGUGCAUCGAAAUGUUUUCUUUGUCUUCCCGCUGCGUGGGCUACGAAAACGUGGCAUCUGAGCUACUACCUAUAUGUGUAAACACCUCUGGGUGAUGCUGCGUUUUUUUACAGUUCACAGCGUGAGCACGGCUGUGACUGUUGUUCCGACAGUGGCCGCAAAUCUCUGAGCACUGAAACGCAAGGCCACACAACUGUGCAACAGCCGUGGUGCCUACACAGGCACCAAGUCUGAAUGAAGGAGCACGAGACUACAAAUGAAGGUUGCUUCUAAAUUGUGUGUUGGUUCGCACCAGGCUUCUUCUUAGUGGUGCUUGAAUUAAGUCAAAAUUUAACAAAAAGCUCCAUCUCCAAAGCCCUGUGCAGGUUUCCUGCUUAUGCCAGAACUUCAAAUUAUAAUUUUUAUACACUCGUGCUAGGCUGCCUACGCACACGAAAUGGAGGUCUGCUCAAUUUUGAAGAUGCCUGCAUUUGAGUUGGGGUAUUUUCAACAACAGCAGUGAAAAUUCUCUUGGAUGAGCACUUAUCUACCUAUGCAUACUUUGUUACCUGUGGUAGGUUCAUUGAGUGAGGUGUAAGAGCAUGAAACAUUACCUAGCAUCAUUGUUUCGUAUUCUGACUCUUUUCGCAGCACUGUCGUGAAUAUACAAUCCAAAGAAGUUUAAGUGUUAUCCCCCGGCUGUACUACUCUACAAUAGCAGCUCUCAUGAUAUCUGGUGAUAAUGUUAAAGAUGACUAGAAGACCAUCACCUGUGUAGGAAGAUUGAGGAAUACGAAGAUCACCAUUGUAAUCGUUUAAGUUACAACUUUUCUCUAACACAUUAUUUGUGUUCGUAAGUAUACGAGACAGUGGCACAGCUUUCUGGUGGGACUAUUGCUGGAACUCGGGGCUGUUCGCUACAAUGUUUUUAGUUUAUUUCAUGUUACUCUGUCUUUAUGAAGCAUCCACUGCUGUAAACACCAGUUAUGAGAUGUGUUUUAUUGCUGCUGCAUGCAUUGAACUUGUGCUACUUGGUUCAUUAGGUCCAAUACUACAAACCGGUAUGUGCCAUCUGCCACCACUUUUUUGUUGUCCUAGUGUGUCAAACAUAUUUUCUUGUUAUGUACCCAGAGUGCAUUAUUAGAAAAGUUUACAUGUGAAACAAAUUAAUCAUUGUGAGUGCUGCGGUGUUACAGAUAUGAAUGAUAACCAAGGUCACAUGUAGUGCAGUCUUUAGGGUAGAGACAGAGGCAUCAGAUGUGCUUAGAGGUACGAAGGAAGGAAAAGUGGGAGAGGAAUAAUCGCAUGCCAGCCAUUGCGUUGUCUGGCCAAGUGUUUCAGGGUCAGCUUUCUUGCUUUCUUUUUGUAAGGGGGGAGAAGCUGACCCCUCACCUAUUUUUAAUGGCAGUGGUUGUAGUUCUUGAUGUGUGAGGUCAACUUCAGAAGUCCACUCCUAAUUAUAUAGUGCCUGUACUGCCUAAACAUUAGAAAUGUGACGGGCUAUAGCUGCUCUAAAUAAAUGAGGUUAAAGGACUCUUUGCUUGUUUUACAGGAAUGUGCUUGCUGUUUCUGUUUCAUAAUUGUGCCUCAGGUCAGGAGCUUUUUCAAAAGAGAGUAUACAAGCCAUUUAGUCUUUCUGCUGCUACUUACAGAUGACGAGUCUGAAGUCAGUGUACCAGACAGUUGUAACACAAAUAAAAGCAAGUUAUAGGUACUAUUUUUUCUGGGAUGCAUGAGGAUAGCCUGUGAAACAUGAAGAAAUGAGUGCACAUGCAAGCUUUCACUGAGGCUACCUGUUUCCAUAUUCUGUGACUGUUUGAGCAAGCUACCCAAAAUGUGUUUCCUAUGGCCUCUCAACAAUGGGAAAUCAUAUAGGGUUGAUAGAACGGAAUUUCGAGGACUGAUGAAAUUACUAGCUAAUGUCACGUUCGAUCUGUUUUGUUACAUUCACUCUACCAGGGCCAGUUCUUUUGUUUCUGUUAGAUAAAUGAUUUAUCUCACUUCCAAGAUCUUCAGGGAUGUACACUAUCAAAUACGUGUGACAUUUGUUGCCUCUUUUCAUCAAGUGCUUUGUGCGUCAUCUUCUUGUUUGCUACGCAACACUAUUAUCAACAUUGUUAAUAGACAGCUUUAGCACAGUGCUAACAGGCUGCCCCACUCGGACCAGUGCAUCCUAAUAAUGUGCACACACCCGCUCUGCAAAACACCAGUGGGAAUACUAAUGCACGCCCAUGCAACACUCUUUCUGGCACCACAAUGUAGAAGGCUGCCGAUGUCCUGCUACAAAACCAAUUGAGUAGAGCAUGAGGCGGCAUCUACUUGGUUUCUUUGUCGUUUUAUAGCCAAGCUGAGAGCGCAUUGAUGGUGUCUCUGGGAGACGCGCUUGUUAAACAACUUAAAUCAAUGCAGUUCAUGCAGCUACUGGUGCACGUGAAUGCAAGCGGAGUAUAAGCAACACUCUGCUAAAGCUGUCUAACGUAAUGAGUACCAUGCUAUAACAGAUCACCCUGACUGCAGCAAGAAUUAUUUCUCUCUUCCCCUGAACAUUUAUGAAACAUCCAGAGAAGCUUUGAUAACCAAUUCUUAAAUAAGAAAUUGGAUAGAAGUAAAAGCUACGAUGGCAGUUGCUGUUUACGUUAGGCUGUCAGUCUUCAUCAAAGUUUUCAAAAUUGUUUCUUGUGAUAUGUAAGGUUGGUCGCUUGAGCAUGGACUUGCUCUUUCAUUCUCAAUGUCCAUCAUGGCCAAUGUUCUCUUUGUUCUUUACUUUGGUAAGGCCGCAGCUGUCUUCUUAGUUUCUCAGCUGAUUUGUUAAAGUAUCUGUUGAAUGACAUGCCUAUAUGGGAGUGCAGAAUUGCAAUGAUGGAAAGUUUUUUAUUGUUAUUUGCUUUGUUAUGAAGUUUAUGAUGUGCCUUGAGUGUGAAAGGCUGUGUAGAAAGGCAGCAAGUGCUUCUAUUGUGAGAGCAUUGCUGCGUUUUUGCAUGCACACAGGUGAAAGAAGGCAAUGUAUUGCUGGGAGGUACAAAUGUGAGGAUAAAUUGUGUAGGUGGUACUUUUAUCCAUGUUUCACUUGAAGUUUUGUAGCAUUUCUUGUCAGCAUGCCACGAACAUCGAGGAACUCCAAGUGCAUUAAUCCCUAGGGGUAUCGCAGUAUCUGCUCAGUGUAUUUGCUAAGCUCUCUUUUAUGCCUUCUUUUUUAUAGUUCAGCUUGCUUGUUAGCUCUGCAUCGUCACUGCUGAGCUUCAGCAACAUCACUGUGCGUGUUGUGUUGACUUAAGGUUGGUGAACAUUUGUGGCUCUCAGUGAGCAUAUACUCAGGAAUGUCAGCCAGAAUGUUAUUGCUGCCUGCCCGUAUGUAAUGUGUUUCCCGUCUCUCUGUCGGGGAGGUCGCACUAAUACUGAGAGCAUUGAUGUUUGAUGGGUGUAACAGCAUGCUUACAGCUUGGUGUGAUGGUUGCUGAGACAGCUAGGCUAACUUCAUAUUGGACAGUGAAUAUUUGCUAGUCACCAGGAACAUAUGCUACGUGUGGUGCAACUAGCACUGAAGUGCUUUCAGUAUGCAACAUCAACUUUGCUAGUAUGUGUGCAUAAUACAGAUUCCUUACCGGUGAAGUUAUAUAGCAUGGCGGCUGAGAAUUUUAGAAACUGUGUCCUUUCUAGGGUGAUGGGCUCUGUAUCUUUUUUUGUGUUUUUAAAUGCUUGUGUGGGCUAUGUUUCUUCACCUUUUUGGCUGGGGAGGAUAAACUGUGUCAAGAAAUCGGGAUGUCUUUGAAGCGCUACGACAUGACAUUUGUCGCAGUAUGAAGCAUAAGUGUUUUUUUUUUAAUCGGGACAUUUCACUGAACCUCAUUUAUCGUUUUUCAAUAUUUCCCCCAAUUUCUUAUUGUUAAGAGGUGAUAACGCAUUCUAUCGGCAUUGUUGUGCUGAUGUGGAAUGCAGUCUCUUGAAGUGAACAUUUGCAUACUAGAACAAUGGAAAUGUAUGGAAAGUGAACGCUGCUAUUGUUAUCUAGUCUUGAAAGAGUUUUAACGUUUGUUUUCUUGAGAGCCAUGUGCUGGGAAAUUGAGGUGUUAUUGCUGACGUAGGCACUUUUUAAUGAAAUAUCCACUUACUUUGGAAGUCAUGCAUUUCGCACAAUCAAUUUUGAUGCGGUAAUAAUGGCUUGUUUAUUUUCACGCUACUUAAUUGGCCGUUGGCGUUUCAUGGCAUUGUGACAGAUCUUUUAUUCGCUUUUUUUCAUAGCACACUCAUAAUACCUUUUUUUUCUUUUGGUGUAAGUGUUGCUCGAGACAGAUAACUAUGAUCUAUUCUAUCUUAGCACUUCUGGUGUGCUCCCAUUCUUAGGGCAGGCUUUGUUCAGGGCUUUAUCCCAUCGUAGAUUAUAUGCUACUACGGAGAUUAUUUUUCUGCUAUAGAUGAAGGAGCAUAUGAACUUAUCAUGUGAGGGAGCUCUGAAUAACUGUAGUUUAUUUAGUUAUGAAAAAGGCCGCCAGUUGUUUAGGUUACGUGUACGACCAUCGUAUAAAUUCUGAAACUUUAGGCCAUAAACGUCAAUCCCGGUGCAUGUCUGAUUCAUACAUCGUUGAGUACAAUGAUGGACGUACUAGACCUCUAUUAAAGGACCCCUCACCAGGCCCGAGAGCAAAUUUUGGUUAUGUACCGGAAGUUGUUGCGCACCCUCUAGCGAGCUAUCGCAAGAAUCUUUAAAAUGUUUCACUUACAGCAGAUGCAGAAAUAUUUGAAGUGUCGCGACCCUGUGAUUUCAGGAGGCGAGCUUCACUGCCAACACAACACUGUCUCUCCACUUGCCCCGUCUAGUCUCCGGAAGCAAACACUUUUUUUUCCACCUCUUCCUCUCCACAAUCACGCUUUCAUUCUCUUCCCUACGUUCUCCCAUACCGGAGCCGGAAGCUCGCGUAUCUCACACGUCACGGACCCCGCCCUUCUUCCGUUUUCUCGCAUUCUUGCAGCACGGCGCACUUCCGGUGAAGGUCUCGCGCGCGAACUAGCCGUUGCGUUUGUCUCCAUUCGCUCUGUGCACGAUUUUGCAUGCCGUGCACGAGGACACCUGCACUGUUGACUGGCUGCUUCUGCGCUAAAUUGAAAUGAAUCCCCUGCACAAUUGCAGGUAGUUUCGUUUUCUGCGCCCGCGACUGCACGACGUCGGAACAAGCAGAGGAAGCGGCAGUAUGUCCUGCUUGCUACGGCGUAUAGUAAAAAAAGAAAGACUCGCAGGCAUUCUGUUUGUAAAUUUUAAUAUUUCUCUAAACUUUAGGUCAUCUAGUGAAGGAACAGGUCCAAGAUAUGGAUGCUGUAGCCUUGAAUAAUUCUCGAAGUCAUGUUUCAUGGCGAGUGACGUUUCAGCAAUGCGAAUUACGUAGGCACACUUGUGCGUCUGACCUCGACUCCGGCUGAGGUCGAAGCUCCCUCGAUAAGAAAGGCGCGCGGCGUUCGGUUUGAAAUCUCAGCAGUUUUGGCAGAGGGCACGCAGCGGUGCCAUAAUCACACGAUCGCCAGCGAGCGUUGUAUAAACUACGCUUGUCUGUUUAAAACGACCAUACCCGGUGAGGGGCUCUUGAGUAUACUUCACUGGACAGUUUUAGUAUUUCAUGGCUCAACAUUUCUUGAAGCGUUUAAGUGCCUCUGUGUUGAUCUAAGAAUGAAGAAGUCUGUCAUGUCUGUUUCUCUGUAUAUUGUUCAUCACUUUAUGAGUUUUACAAGUGCCACAUAUACGCAGCCAUUUCUCUUCGGUUGGAAGCUUCUAAACAGAUGACAUCGUAUUCUUAACUGAUGAGUCGAGUUCACUUUGCAUUUCAGACAGUGCUGAGUGACAUCGGUAGACGGUGCUUUAUGCCUCCAAAUUAACCCCUCCCAAACUUCUGACAUGCGUACAUAUAUUGCAUGUACGUGACAUUUAGGAAAGCCUUCUGGAAGUAAUGUCCUGGGCCAGUUUUUUGUCUUGUCACAAAUGUCACUUCAAAGCUGGUCAAUUUCCAUACCCGUAUAUCAUUUCGUUAUCACAUUUGCCUUCCGGUUCAUGUUGGUGAAUCUUUUUGUGAUGUCUCAAUGAAAAUGUUUCUUAUGAUGACCUCAUGUAUUCUUGACUGACUUAUCGACAUCAUCUUAUGUGUCUUUGUGCGUUCUGAGUCGUAAUAACAUAUGUCAAAAAGGCGUCCAAAUAUGUGUCAAAUGUGGGGAUCUAUUUGUCUUUAACCGUUUUCUAUGGCAACAUUGGUGCAACCACCAUGUUGUGACACUGCCCUCAGACCAUGUGCAUGUCGCUGCUGUCAAGUGCUCUGGCAUGUUUCUGUGUGCAUGCUUUCAUCUCUUUGUCAGCACGCUGGAAUAAAGAGCUCAAAAGCAAA